CAGAUAAGCCCACAGAGCUCCUGGAAUCACACGGGUUGCUGUUCCUGAGGUGAAACGUGAGACUGGCCAUUGGAAUCCCUGGGCCCGGGUCGGGCUUGGCCAGGAGUGCCUGAGGAGCUCCAAGGGAGCUCGCGGCCGGGCCAGGCUGGACCGAAAUCCACGGCCCCCAGGGUCUGCACUGACAGGUGAGUACCAUCUCGACCAUGUCUGGCUCCAGGGAUUUACAGGGACCCACACAUUCAUCCAGAAUCUGGGAUCUACACUGUCCUGGUCAGGAUUUCCUAUCCGGGAACUUUGCCCAUAUGCUGGGUCUUUGGUGCUAGGAAAGGGUUUGAUCAGAAAGGUCCUAUUCAGGAAAGACUCUGUGGGGUUUUUGUGGACCCUGCAAAUCAUGCCUAAUUUAUGAGGCUGAGGUGGGGCAGUAGAGAAACAAUCUAGAGAGGGUGCCUGGCUUCAGGCCGGUACAAAUUUAGUCUUUAGUCUCCAUUGGGGCAGCGCUACUAGUUACUUCUUGGGACCCUAGAGUUGGAUGAGUGGCCCUGGAUAGCACAGCCAGAGGAAGUGCUUAUAGUCCUAGGGUGGCAGGGUGUCUCUUCCCAUUGCCCCGAGCUGGGCCUCCUCUUAGUGGGGUGUGGGGGUGCUUCCUUUCUGUCCCCACUCUGCACUCUCUGGGGCCUGACACCUUCUCCAGCAGCUACAGAGCCAGGGCAUAGACAGCUGGAGUGGAGCAGACACUGUCCAUGAAGCUGGUUGACAAAGUGGACAGGGGGCCGUUGGUGAUGGCACAGUUUGACACUGAAUACCAGCGCCUAGAGGCUUCCUACAGUGAUUCACCCCCAGGGGAGGAAGACCUGUUGGUGCAUGUGGCUGAGGGGAGCAAGUCACCUUGGCACCACAUUGAAAACCUUGACCUCUUCUUCUCUCGAGUUUAUAACCUACACCAAAAGAAUGGCUUCACAUGUAUGCUCAUUGGGGAGAUCUUUGAGCUCAUGCAGUUCCUCUUUGUGGUUGCCUUCACCACCUUCCUGGUCAGCUGUGUAGACUAUGACAUCCUAUUUGCCAACAAGAUGGUGAACCACAGUCUUCACCCUACUGAACCCAUCAAGGUCACUCUGCCAGAUGCCUUUCUGCCCGCCCAAGUCUGUAGUGCCAGGAUUCAGGAAAAUGGUUCCCUUAUCACCAUCCUGGUUAUUGCUGGUGUCUUUUGGAUUCAUCGGCUUAUCAAGUUCAUCUAUAACAUUUGCUGCUACUGGGAAAUCCAUUCUUUCUACCUGCAUGCUCUGCGCAUCCCCAUGUCUGCUCUUCCAUAUUGCACAUGGCAGGAAGUGCAGGCCCGGAUAGUGCAGACCCAGAAAGAGCACCAGAUCUGCAUCCACAAACGUGAGCUGACAGAGCUGGACAUCUACCACCGCAUCCUUCGUUUCCAGAACUACAUGGUGGCACUGGUUAACAAAUCCCUCCUGCCUCUGCGCUUCCGCCUGCCUGGCCUUGGGGAGGCCGUCUUUUUCACCCGUGGCCUCAAGUACAACUUUGAGCUGAUCCUCUUUUGGGGCCCUGGCUCUCUGUUUCUCAAUGAAUGGAGCCUCAAGGCUGAGUACAAACGUGGAGGGCAACGGCUAGAGCUGGCCCAGCGCCUCAGCAACCGCAUCCUGUGGAUUGGCAUCGCUAACUUCCUGCUAUGCCCCCUCAUCCUCAUCUGGCAAAUCCUCUAUGCCUUCUUCAGCUAUGCUGAGGUGCUGAAACGGGAGCCAGGGGCCCUGGGAGCACGCUGCUGGUCACUCUAUGGCCGCUGCUAUCUCCGCCACUUCAAUGAGCUAGAGCAUGAGCUGCAGUCCCGCCUCAAUCGAGGCUACAAGCCCGCUUCCAAGUACAUGAAUUGCUUCUUGUCACCUUUGUUGACACUGCUGGCCAAGAAUGGAGCCUUCUUUGCUGGCUCCAUCCUGGCUGUGCUUAUUGCCCUCACCAUCUACGAUGAAGAUGUGUUGGCUGUGGAACACGUCCUCACCACCGUCACACUCCUGGGGGUCACCGUGACCGUGUGCAGGUCUUUUAUCCCGGACCAGCACAUGGUGUUCUGCCCCGAGCAGCUGCUCCGCGUGAUUCUCGCUCAUAUCCACUACAUGCCUGACCACUGGCAGGGUAAUGCCCACCGCUCGCAGACCCGGGACGAGUUUGCCCAGCUCUUCCAGUACAAGGCAGUGUUCAUCUUGGAGGAAUUGCUGAGUCCCAUUGUCACCCCACUUAUCCUCAUAUUCUGCCUGCGCCCCCGGGCCCUGGAGAUUAUAGAUUUCUUUCGCAAUUUCACCGUGGAGGUUGUUGGUGUUGGAGAUACCUGCUCCUUUGCUCAAAUGGAUGUUCGCCAGCAUGGUCAUCCCCAGUGGCUAUCUGGUGGGCAGACAGAAGCCUCUGUGUAUCAGCAAGCUGAGGAUGGAAAGACAGAGUUGUCACUCAUGCACUUUGCCAUCACCAACCCUGGCUGGCAGCCACCACGUGAGAGCACAGCCUUCCUAGGCUUCCUCAAGGAGCAAGUUCAGCGGGACGGAGCAGCUGCUGGCCUUGCCCAAGGGAGUCUACUUCCUGAAAAUGCCCUCUUUACAUCCAUCCAGUCCUUACAAUCUGAGUCUGAGCCACUGAGCCUUAUUGCCAAUGUGGUAGCUGGCUCAUCCUGCCGGGGCCCCCCUCUGCCCAGAGACCUGCAGGGCUCCAGACACAGGGCUGAAGUUGCCUCUGCCCUGCGCUCCUUCUCCCCUCUGCAGCCCGGGCAGGCCCCCACUGGCCGGGCUCACAGCACCAUGACAGGCUCUGGAGUGGAUGCCAGGACAGCCAGCUCCGGGAGCAGUGUGUGGGAAGGACAGCUACAAAGCCUGGUGCUGUCGGAAUAUGCUUCCACUGAGAUGAGCCUGCAUGCUCUCUAUAUGCACCAGCUCCACAAACAGCAGGCCCAGGCUGAGCCUGAGCGGCAUGUGUGGCACCGCCGGGAGAGUGAUGAGAGUGGGGAGAGUGCCCCUGAAGAGGGGGCAGAGGGUGCCCGGGCCCCCCAGCCUAUCCCCCGUUCUGCCAGCUAUCCCUGUGCAGCACCCCGACCUGGAGCUCCUGAGACCACCGCACUGCACGGGGGGUUCCAGAGGCGCUAUGGGGGUAUCACAGAUCCUGGCACAGUGCCCCGGGCUCCCUCUCACUUCUCUCGGCUACCUCUUGGAGGCUGGGCUGAAGAUGGGCAGUCAGCAUCAAGGCACCCUGAGCCCGUGCCUGAAGAGGGCUCGGAGGACGAGCUUCCCCCCCAGGUGCACAAGGUAUAGACAAGGCUGAGGAGGGUCCCUAUGUCCUAGGAUGGAGGCCACUGCUGCCCUGCCAUCCCAUCUGCCUGCCAUAGGAGGGCUCCUCUGAGUGUUGCCUGGCUCCACGUGUGUGGUGUUUGUGUGUCGUGCCUGGCCAAGGGAGGUGCCAACACUGGGCUUGCCACAGCCCCAGGAGAGGAAUUUGGGGCCUAGGAAACCAGGGGCACACAGGACUUUAGCCUCAUCCCCAGGACCCCCUUGGCUCGGAGUGUGGUGCUAGAAACUGGUUCCCAGCCCAGCCCCCGUACUGCCACCUUUGCACCCACCCCUGCAAGUCUCCUGAGGGCUGCCCACUGCAGAAGCUGCCAAGCAGGGAGAAUCUGUGCCAACUGUGAAGUGGGAAGGUUGGGCCUGGACCCUCAACCCCUGCAGUCUAUCCCUCACUCUUAAAUAGACGAGCAGCUCAGGCUGUGGCCCUUACCUCACCCCCAGUUCUUGCCCAGUUCUGGAGCCAGCUCACCUACUUCCUGCACAUCACUGGCAUGUGUGUGCUGCUUGCUCCCCUUCUGUUCGCUUGCUCCCCUUCUGUUCAGCUUUUGCUUUACGUUGGGGUGAAGGCCCUUGCUCCCAGCUUCCCUCUACCUAUCUUGUGACACUAAGAAAGAAGGUCAUCCUAUAAGAGAAAAAUGGGAAAGUCUCUGCUGCCCUCUCCAACUUUUAGGACGGGGCCCUGGGAGACUGAGGCUUUCCUGGGCCCCCAUUGCUGCUUUUUGUACCCCUCACCACCUGCACAUGGGACAGACAGAGCUGGGUUGUGACUUCGGCUGCCUGCGUCCCAGCAAGAGAGCUCUGGCCUACAUCUUGCUGUCCCUUGGAAGGUGAUGGAAGGGCCAUGGGCUCGCCCUAGACUUUGGGCUGCCGCAAUGCAUGCUGGGACUCAGCUCUACUCUCUGCCCAGCCCUCACCCAGCUCCGGUCCGCUUUGGGAGAGUGAAUUAUGCUGCCCGAACUCACAGAGAACAGGGUGAGGACCGUGUACAGCUUGAUAAUCCUUAAUAAAGGGACUUUGACCAG
Nycticebus coucang (slow loris) is the source of this 4351-nucleotide messenger RNA. It is a transcript of the gene ATG9A, whose product is annotated as autophagy related 9A. NCBI's taxonomy places the organism in Eukaryota, Metazoa, Chordata, Mammalia, Primates, Lorisidae. Bases 741 to 3299 code for a protein of 852 amino acids. Gene Ontology annotation, biological process: protein localization to phagophore assembly site; autophagy of mitochondrion. Gene Ontology annotation, cellular component: phagophore assembly site; autophagosome. The record is from RefSeq and is a predicted model, not a curated record. The transcript is spliced from 16 exons.